Messenger RNA from Anolis carolinensis (green anole), 6272 nucleotides. It is a transcript of the gene prpf6, whose product is annotated as pre-mRNA processing factor 6. Gene Ontology annotation, molecular function: protein binding. The transcript has 21 exons. NCBI's taxonomy places the organism in Eukaryota, Metazoa, Chordata, Lepidosauria, Squamata, Anolidae. Gene Ontology annotation, cellular component: U4/U6 x U5 tri-snRNP complex; catalytic step 2 spliceosome. The coding region runs from base 31 to 2997 and encodes 988 amino acids. Gene Ontology annotation, biological process: mRNA splicing, via spliceosome; spliceosomal tri-snRNP complex assembly. The record is from RefSeq and is a predicted model, not a curated record.
GUGCCGCUUUUCUCCUCAGCCCUCGUCAACAUGGCCGCCGCGGCUGCUUCUUCGUCGGCCUCUGGAGCCUCUUCUUCCUCCUCCUCCGGCCCGGGAGGCUCGAGCUCAUCCGGGCCCGGGGGAAGCGGGGGGUCUGCCUCCUCAGGCCUCACGGCCUCGCUGACGGGGACCAUGAACAGGAAGAAGAAGCCCUUCCUGGGCAUGCCUGCGCCGCUGGGCUACGUGCCGGGCCUAGGCCGCGGUGCUACGGGUUUUACUACCCGCUCAGAUAUUGGUCCUGCUCGAGAUGCAAAUGACCCUGUGGAUGAUCGUCAUGCUCCACCCGGGAAGAGAACUGUUGGGGAUCAGAUGAAGAAAAAUCAGGCAGCAGAUGAUGAUGAUGAAGAUCUCAAUGAUACCAAUUACGAUGAGUUUAAUGGAUAUGCUGGGAGUCUGUUCUCAAGUGGACCUUAUGAAAAAGAUGAUGAGGAAGCUGAUGCGAUUUAUGCUGCUUUGGAUAAAAGAAUGGAUGAAAGGCGAAAAGAGAGACGAGAACAACGUGAAAAGGAGGAGAUUGAAAAGUACAGAAUGGAGCGACCAAAAAUUCAGCAGCAAUUCUCAGAUCUGAAAAGAAAACUGGCUGAAGUUACCGAGGAGGAGUGGCUGAGUAUUCCUGAAGUUGGUGAUGCUAGGAACAAACGGCAAAGGAAUCCACGUUAUGAGAAAUUGACUCCUGUUCCAGACAGCUUCUUUGCGAAGCACUUGCAGUCAGGGGAGAACCACACAUCUGUGGAUCCUCGCCAGACGCAGUUUGGUGGUCUGAAUACGCCCUAUCCUGGAGGCUUAAACACUCCUUAUCCGGGUGGAAUGACACCGGGACUGAUGACCCCUGGAACAGGUGAACUGGACAUGAGGAAGAUUGGACAAGCUAGGAACACCUUGAUGGACAUGCGACUUAGCCAGGUGUCUGACUCUGUGAGCGGCCAAACAGUGGUGGAUCCCAAGGGUUACCUCACUGACUUGAACUCGAUGAUUCCCACACAUGGUGGAGAUAUCAAUGACAUCAAAAAAGCACGUUUACUUCUGAAGUCGGUGCGAGAGACUAAUCCUCACCACCCACCAGCCUGGAUUGCUUCUGCACGCUUGGAAGAAGUGACUGGUAAGCUGCAGGUUGCUCGAAAUCUCAUCAUGAAAGGGACAGAAAUGUGCCCCAAGAGCGAAGAUGUGUGGCUUGAAGCUGCCCGUUUGCAACCUGGGGAUACUGCCAAGGCUGUGGUGGCCCAGGCUGUUCGCCACCUUCCACAGUCAGUGCGGAUUUAUAUCAGGGCAGCAGAAUUGGAGACUGAUAUUCGAGCAAAGAAGCGUGUCCUUCGAAAAGCGCUAGAGCAUGUUCCAAACUCUGUCCGCUUGUGGAAAGCAGCUGUGGAGUUGGAAGAGCCUGAGGAUGCUAGGAUAAUGCUCAGCCGAGCCGUGGAGUGCUGCCCCACAAGUGUAGAACUGUGGCUGGCCUUGGCAAGGUUGGAGACCUAUGAAAAUGCCCGUAAAGUUUUAAAUAAGGCCCGUGAAAAUAUCCCGACUGACAGACACAUCUGGAUCACAGCUGCCAAACUCGAGGAGGCCAAUGGGAACACACAGAUGGUGGAAAAGAUUAUUGAUCGAGCCAUCACUUCGUUAAGGGCAAACGGAGUGGAAAUAAACCGGGAGCAGUGGAUCCAGGAUGCUGAAGAAUGUGAUAAAGCUGGAAGUGUGGCAACAUGUCAAGCGAUUAUGAGAGCUGUGAUUGGAAUCGGGAUUGAGGAAGAGGAUCGGAAGCACACCUGGAUGGAAGAUGCAGAUAGUUGUGUUGCUCACAAUGCUCUGGAGUGUGCCCGUGCAAUCUAUGCUUAUGCCUUACAAGUUUUUCCCAGCAAGAAAAGUGUCUGGUUGCGAGCAGCCUAUUUUGAAAAGAAUCAUGGAACCAGGGAAUCUUUGGAGGCCCUCUUGCAGAGGGCGGUAGCUCACUGCCCCAAAGCGGAGGUUCUCUGGCUGAUGGGGGCCAAAUCGAAAUGGCUUGCUGGAGACGUCCCUGCUGCUCGGAGUAUUCUGGCUUUGGCUUUCCAGGCCAACCCCAACAGUGAAGAGAUUUGGUUGGCCGCUGUGAAGCUGGAAUCUGAAAACAAUGAAUAUGAGAGAGCAAGGAGGUUGUUGGCAAAGGCUCGAAGCAGUGCCCCAACAGCCCGGGUCUUCAUGAAGUCUGUCAAACUGGAAUGGGUGCUUGGGAACAUUGCUGCAGCUCAGGAGCUUUGUGAGGAAGCCCUAAGGCACUAUGAGGAUUUCCCCAAGCUGUGGAUGAUGAAGGGGCAGAUUGAAGAGCAGGAAGAACUGAUAGAAAAAGCCCGAGAUGCCUACAACCAAGGGCUGAAGAAGUGUCCUGGCUCCAUACCCCUUUGGCUCUUGCUGUCCAGGUUGGAAGAGAAGGUUGGCCAGCUCACCCGUGCCAGAGCCAUCUUGGAAAAGUCUCGCUUAAAGAACCCAAAGAACCAAGAUCUGUGGUUGGAAUCUGUGCGAUUAGAAUACAGAGCUGGCCUGAAAAACAUUGCUAAUACACUGAUGGCAAAGGCUCUCCAAGAGUGUCCCAAUUCUGGAAUCCUGUGGUCAGAAGCCAUCUUCUUAGAAGCCAGGCCCCAAAGGAAGACCAAGAGUGUGGAUGCAUUGAAGAAAUGUGAGCAUGACCCACAUGUCCUUCUGGCUGUGGCCAAAUUGUUCUGGAGCGAGCGUAAAAUAACCAAGGCCCGUGAAUGGUUCCAUCGGACUGUGAAGAUCGACUCUGACCUGGGGGAUGCUUGGGCUUUCUUCUACAAGUUUGAACUUCAGCACGGCACAGAGGAGCAGCAAGAAGAGGUGAGGAAGCGUUGUGAAAACGCAGAGCCCCGGCACGGAGAGCUGUGGUGCGAGGUCUCCAAGGACAUCAACAACUGGCAGAGCAAGAUUGGUGAAAUCCUGGUGCUGGUGGCAGCAAAGAUCAAGAAUACCUUUUAGGCCAGAGGCCGUAUGGACUUGUGUCUCAAGCAGGGUGAGGGGGCCCAGCUUCUUCCUUCCACACACAUGUUGGGACUUCUGUCUCUACGUGGAAGGUGUUUGGAGGAGAAAUCAACAGGGGGAAAUGGAAUGAGGUUUCCUGGUUUAAAGGGAAGCCAAAUUUUUAUCCUGGCACUUUUUUUUUGUAGUGAGCAGGUAGCAGCUGUGAGAAAACCAGCACUUUUGUGGGAGAGUGCUUUGUGUAACCCCAUGCCUCAGGGUUGUUAAAUAACAGGAGAAGCUUCCGAGUGCUGAUAGGGAAGACAGUUUUAUUCAGAUACCAGAGCAGCCCUGGUGUUCUUUGUGUCUCGGAGUCUCUGAAAAGCACCUGGCAGAUGAGCUGUCCCUCUGGGCCUUUCUGCUUCCUAAAGUUCAAUUUGUCUUGUUGAUGUCAACACAAGUCAUUUCUAGUGACCAAUAAAGGAGACAGAGCAGUCUAUUUUUGUACAGUAAAAUACAAAGAGAUGGAAAACAAUUUUCUGGUGGGGCUCAGUAGAGAGCCCUGAGAACUUGGAAUUUUGUAGGAGUAUGUGUUAUUUGUAGGGAGGGUGACUAGGGGUCAGUCUUGUCACAAGAUAACAUGUAAAGAAUUUGAACUGUUUUGUGUUAGCCAUAUAAGCCUGAUGGUAUGGCGUCAGAACAAUUGCAACAUUUCGUAAACCAACAGCUGCUAGGAAAAUCGCAGGAGCUACAAAUGUUGACUUCACAAGUAACUCAAUUAGGAGCUUGCUUCUCAUUGAGUCAGGACAGGGCAAAAUGCCUUAAUGAGGCAUAGCUCCAUUGGUUUUCAGUGGAAAUGAAAAUAAGAUACUUUUGUGACAGUUGAUUUUGAGAAUGAAUGUGUCGUUCUUGUAGGGGAGGAGGAAUGUCACAUCACUUAAUAUAAUCCAGAACACACUUUGGAGAGAGAUCGCUGUAAGAGUAUUUGGUGUAAGCCUCCACUAACAACCAAGCAGACAGUUCCCUCAUCAUCAGAGGAGUCUUAUGGUUGGAAUAAUGUAGACAAGAUCUCUCAGUUUCAAUACAGUCUAAGAGGAACAGCUCUAUUGAAGUUGUACUGGAAUUGAUGGGUUGUCACACCAUCCAUUGUGUGUCCUUGAUAAUGGUUACUGUAAAUUCUCUCACUAUAGUUGGACUCAAAACCAAGCAAAUAGGCAUUCAUAGUUUGGCUAUUGCUCACGCUCUCCUACCCCAAUGCACCAAAACAUUCCUAGUUUUGGAUAAAACAACCUAUUUCCAUCUUAGUGGCAGUGAAAAUACCUUCAUGUAUUAGGAUAUGUCCAGUGUUUCUGCAUGGCAUUUUAUGGUUUUUUAGUAGUCAGUGACCAUUGUACAUAAUACGAAGCUGUAAAAUACAACCUUUUUUGUUCUUUGUGAUACUUUUAUUUUUUACUAUGUUGUCUUCUGCAUGUAUUUUUGGUUUGGGGGUUAGCGUGUCAAGUCCAGAUGGAUCAUUGGGAGAUUAAUACUUGUAUGUUGUGUAUCUUCAAGUAACAGACUGAUGGCGACUCUCAGGUGAACCUAUCACAGGUUUUUCUUGGCAUUUUUCCUUAGGGAGGGUUUGCCAUUGCCUUCCUCUGAGGCUAAGAGAUUGUUUCCAUGACCUAGCUUGGUCGAACCUUGGUCUCCUAGAGCCCUAGUUCAGUACUCAAACCACUACAGCUCUCUAAAUCAGUCAUUGGCAAAUUUGUGGAAGUCCAAAACACCAGAGGGCUGAAGUUUGCCCAUGCCUGCUCGAAAUUCAAGGUUAUUGGGCUGCCUUCUAAGCUGGUGAUAGUUCCAUCAUCCUCAUAAUGGAAGUUUUAAUUUAAAACAUCUUGUGGGCAGUAAAGUGGAAAAGGUGAUCAGGGACAUGAAUAAUACCUGCCCUUCAGCACGUAAUUUUCCUUCAAGCUCUUGGGCACAUGAGUUUAAUAUUUGAAGCAUUCUAGUGUUAGAAACAUGGAAUUUUGAAUUAUUACGUUUAACUACAAGAGCAGACUCCAUCCCUUCUCACUUCUUGUUUGAGCACCCUGAUAGUAAUACCAAGAAGAUUCUCUUGAAUUUUCUCCUUAUAGGUCAAGACUAUUUCACUCUUCUUAUCCCUUCACUUUCCUUAAUAUUCUUAGUGUUCUUAGGAAAGCACUGUAAUUUAAACUAUUCAAUUUUAACAGCAUAAUCAAAGUAGAACCCCAACUUCUGUCAAAAAUAGUCAUUAAUAUUGUUUUUGAAAUAAUCCAGGCAAGAAGUAUAUGCCAAAUCAGGAAGAAAUGCUUCUCAAUGUUAUGGCUAUAAACAAAUGUGUGCCAAUGUGCAGGGAAUGUUUGUCAAACUCUCAGGAUUGCAGAUUUACAGGAGCAAGGAGAUGAAAUUUUGAGUGUUACCUAUAGUUCUUACCCACCUGAUAUUUACCUUUUUGAAUCCCAUUCAAAAAGGUUGGGGCGAGUUUUGAGUUUUGAUUUGCACAUAUCAAACCACGCCCAUCUUUUUGCAUAGCUUUCUUUUGCAUAUAACCUUCCUUUCUGAUUUUUGGAGAUUUUUAUUUACUUUCAGCCUUUGCUGGUUGAAAGCAGGAGAUACACUUGCCUUCUGGACCUCAGUUACUUUGGUGUAUUACUGCUGCUCUUUUGAGGAGGUGUUUGGAGCAACCUGUGUGGAGGUGGUUGGCAACAGAACCGCUUUGGGGAAUGAUCAGCCCUGAGAAGAGUGUGUGUCUGGCUCCAUAUAAUGAUAGGUAUCCUAAGCAGAGUGUUUUGGUCUACAAUGCACAAUUGCCCAGCUUGUAGUGGCUGAGAGAUUCUGGGGAGUUGUGAAGAAAAUAAGUUAGCCAGGUUUUGCAUCUGGGGCCUGUCUUCAUGCAAAUAGGUGCUCUAGUCUUGGAUUGGCCAGCUACUCUCAGCAAAUGCAAAUUAAAAUUGCAUCUUAUAAGUGAUGAUUUUACCAUAUUACUCAGGAAGAACAAAACAGCAACAGGAAGUCUGUUCUAACCCCAUCCAUCCUAUCCCCUGAGAAGAAGAGCUGCAGGGAAUUUGCUUUUUCCUCCCCAUCAGAAAUUUUUUUGGCUCUGGUUGCUUGCUCCCCGCAGAUUCCAGAAUUUAGUAGAAAUCUACUCUGUCCUUAUAUUAUAACAGCCUGUUUUGGGAGGGGAGGAAUAGGGACGUGGUGUUACUACCUGUUGCUUGUAAACUACCUUGGGAGUAAUUUGACUGAGAGAUGAAGUCUGUCUUUGAAAUAAAUAAACGUUUAAUUCAAAACAA